AUGGAGAUUUCAUAUCACAGAGCGUUAAAGAUAACAGAUCUUGAAACAGUUUACUCUCACAAAUACAGCCACACUCUAGCCAUACAUUCAGUUUUACAGACAGACGGCGAGUCUUUGCAUCGACGUGAUUCUGUUUCAGGUGGAUUUCUAGGCGACAUCGCCCUGCCUAACAUCAAAUACGAGACCGAAUGGCGACAGCAAAAGCUCAACAAGAGUUACCUGGAAGAGCUGGAGAAGUACCGGGACGAAGUCCUGAAAGAGGGUCUUCAGGUCGAGGAAGAGGGUCUUACAGAGAUCCUUCAAUUUAAAAAUGAGCACAACGCUAACGAGCCGCAUCAGGAGAACGAGGAGAUGGUCGCUUCUCGAGAGAAAUCCGAACCAAUUAUGGUAGACCGGAAUCAAUACAGCAUGGACGGCGAGCUCGAGGGUGGAUUCAGUUUUAACGCGAGGAACGAAGACGCCAGGCCUGGGGUGAGGGACGAAGGCGUCGAAUUCAGGCUAGAAUCGACCAGUCCGCCAACGAAAAAGAGGCACUCUGCUCGAAAACAAGGACGCGAAGCCUCGCAAACGGCAUCGAACGCUACAAAAUCGAUGCAGACGUUUUUGAGAACGUCUCAAGAGUUGAACGCGUUUCCCACCACCACCGAGAACGCGAAUCAAAUAAAAAACAUGAACGUGGAAAACGUCGAGGAAGUGUUCACCAUCCAACCGGAAAGCAGCACGCAGAACACAUCGAAACGGCGUCAUCGUCGUCAUCAUCGUAGAAGGCAGAAUUGAAAUUUCACGAUGACG
This is a messenger RNA of Frieseomelitta varia, 792 nucleotides long. RefSeq lists its product as uncharacterized. NCBI's taxonomy places the organism in Eukaryota, Metazoa, Arthropoda, Insecta, Hymenoptera, Apidae. The transcript has 5 exons. Bases 1 to 777 code for a protein of 258 amino acids. The record is from RefSeq and is a predicted model, not a curated record.